Leishmania major strain Friedlin is the source of this 1197-nucleotide messenger RNA. RefSeq lists its product as hypothetical. NCBI's taxonomy places the organism in Eukaryota, Euglenozoa, Kinetoplastea, Trypanosomatida, Trypanosomatidae. The transcript has a single exon. The coding region runs from base 1 to 1197 and encodes 398 amino acids. The record is from RefSeq and is a predicted model, not a curated record.
AUGGCGAAUGACGGUCGCAUAUUUGAGGAGCUCCUUGACGCCGAAGUGGCAGUGAACAUGGAAAAGCUUAGGGAGGCGUCGCGCAUGGGCAUUCCGCCGGCCUACCGUGGUGUGGUGUACCGCUACCUUCUCGGGGUCGCCUUCACCGACAAGUCCAGCGAGAUGACAAUGGAAGAGUUGCAGGACAAGGACUUCCAGCUCUUGAACACUGCCUACACCCGCAUGUUGGGCAACGGGGACGAGGACGACGACCGCGGCGGCGCUGGCGGCGGGGGUCACAGCGGCGGCCACAGCACUGGCGGCAGCGUGGCGGCCCUGCACACUAUCAGAGAACUGCUGACCUUCUCGACGUCAUCCGCGGCGGCGGCCGUGAGCGUGACGGAGGGAAGCGGUCCACUGCACUGCAGCAGCGGCUUUCGCGGCAUAAGUAGCGGCGACGCAAGCGGCGGCACCGGUGGUGGCAGCAGCGGUGCGGGAACGGUGGCGACACCUUUUGUGUACCGCGGUCCGUCGGCUGUCCCGGCCUUCGGCCCCUCGGCCACUCUCGCCGCCUGGGAAGAAUGCGUGACGGCGCUGCGGUACUGCGAGCCGUACAACGCGGACGCGCGUCAGUGGGCGAGGAUGGAGUCCGCACUGGCCGCGCUGCAGGUGAUGUACUGCAACGUCUCUGUCGAUCACGUGCAGCUGAUCGUGCUGCUGGCGCGCCAACUCGACCGGGUCGCCAGCUCGGCGCGCGACACCUUCUUCACUGUACACGCCCUCUUUGAUGUGCUAACACAGGACGGCAACAUUCUGCACGACGCCCACACGCUGCAGAUGCACUGCGGCAACUUCCUCAUGCUCUUCCGCUCCGUGCUGCUCCCGCUCUACGAGCACUUCACAGUGGAGGGGCUGACCACGUGGGAGUGGAUUCCAAGCUUGCUGACGUGCUUCUUCGUGGGCCGCAUGCACCCCGACGACGUGUUCGCGCUGUGGGACUGCUAUCUUGCGGACAUGAGCGAGCACCAGGCGAUGGCGCUGCACCCGUACGCCUGCCUGGCGAUGCUCUCGUCCAUGACAGAGGUGCUCAUCGAGGCCGGCAAGAUCGAGCUUCUCUACUGCCUAGAGCACCUACCUCGUCUUGACACGGCGGCCAUCAUGCGCAAGGCGGUACUGAUUCGAGAGUCCGUGUAUUCCAAGGAGCUGCUCUGCGGAUGA